CGCCAGGCGGGUCCGCUGCUCAGCCACCGAACGUCGCACGCGUCCCCCGCACUACGCAUGCGCUCCCAGCUCACCGCUACUCGGUCCCUUCCCCCUCCAUGCUCGCCACCAUUCUCCUCAGAGGCCAGGUGAACACGGUGGAAGGGGAGGUCCGCGAGGAGCCCAAGAGGCGAUCUGCCCGCUUGUCUGCUAAACCUGCCCCUGCCAAAGAGGAGCCAAAGCCAAAAAAGCCAGCAGCAAAGAAUAAAUCUGAGGACAAGAAAAUUCAAUCAAAGGGAAAAAAAGGACCAAAAGGAAAACAGACUGAGGAGACUAACCAAGAACAGACAAAGGACAACUUGCCUGCAGAAAAUGGAGAAGCUAAAAGUGAGGAGGCCCCAGUAUCUGAUGCAGCAGGAGAAAAAGAACCCAAGUCUGAGUAAUAUCUUGUACCAAGUCUUUUAUUGGUGGUCCCUGUAUUUUCCUUCUUGUACAAUUCAGAGGAAUAUUUUUAUCAACUAUUUUGUAAAUGCAAGUUUUUUAGUAGUUCUAGAAAACACAUUUUUAAAGAAGAGGGAAUCCCAACACAUCCCAUUUUUUUACAUAUUUAGAUAAGUGUAAAUGCUUUUUUUAAGAGGUAAAAUCAUGUACCGGUUGUCUGUUUUCUGUGCAACCAGACAUUAAUGGAAUGUGAGAUUAGGGGGAGGCUUUGAAGUCUUGAUUAGACUUAACAUUCCAUGAGCUGUGAGGGACAGUUUUUGUAUCCUAUUAAAUGAAGCAUAACACAGAUUAAAUUUUGGAAUCAUAAUGGGUUGAAAAUGUCUUAACAUUUUAAUUACAUAUCAUCUAUACCCACUGUAUCAUCAGUAGAAUUACUUACCUAAUAAAACUGCUCCCUGGUGUUGGAUCUCCCUUUCAGAAUUGUGUAUUAUCUGUGACAAAAUUUAUUUUUGGUAGUAGUAGUUUUAUUUUUUUUAACAAGCUUGUAACUGUGCUGUGAAACUUUGGAAAUCUGUACUGGGUGUGUAGUGAGUGUGUCAUUAAACACUGAAUAGGAACUUUCUGCUUAGCAGACUUCUAACAACUUCAUAUGGCAGUGUUUGAGAUACUGGUACUUCGUGUCCACUUUUAAGGGACAGGUCAUCUUCAAAGGUUAAGGUGAAAAGUCACUGGACAAAAUUUAGAAAAACGGAAAUGUUGUGGUUUUUAGAUUUAAAAUCUACAAGAAUACAAAAUUGUACAAAUUGUUCAUAGUGUGUCUGUGUACUAAUGAUCAAACAAGAGGCAAAUAAAUCUUGGUUUAUAAAAGAA
Molecule: messenger RNA, 1290 nt
Organism: Alligator sinensis (Chinese alligator)
Lineage: Eukaryota; Metazoa; Chordata; Crocodylia; Alligatoridae
Gene: HMGN1
Product: high mobility group nucleosome binding domain 1
Exons: 6
Coding region: 99-422 (107 amino acids)
Biological process (GO): chromatin organization
Cellular component (GO): chromatin; nucleus
Molecular function (GO): nucleosomal DNA binding
Source: RefSeq, a predicted model, not a curated record